AUGAGGCCUAGUUGGAAAGAGAUAGUUUGUCCAGGAGCUACUCGCUUUGCCACAACAUUUAUUGCAUUAAAGAGUUUACAUGAUCACAAAGAUCACCUGCAAGCUUUGGUGGUAAGUGAUGGCUAUAAAACAUUUCUUAAGAUGCCAAAAGGUAGAGAAGUUAAGCAAAUUGUUUUAGAUGAAAGAUUCUGGAACAAUAGCUUAAUCUUUGUCAGAAUAAUGACACCUUUGAUACGCCUUUUGCGCAUUUGUGAUUCUGAUGAAAAACCAUCAUUAGGGUAUGUUUAUGAUGGAAUGUAUAGGGCUCGUAAAGGGAUAAAAAAUUUAUUCAAAGGAAGGAAGACUUUGUACAGGCCUUAUACCGCAUUGAUCAAGGGACGAUGGGAUAGAAUGUUACGCCAUGAUCUUCAUGCUGCAACAUAUUGGUUCAAUCCAGUUUUUCAAUAUGAUCAAGAAAAUUCUUACAAAAAGCCAGAAAUUAUGAGAGGAGUUUUGGAUGUAAUUGAUAAGCAAAAACUAGUUGAUGAGAUUCUAUUUUUUCGAGAUAAAGAGCAAGGUUUUUCACGAGAUUUGGCUAUUACAAGUUGCAGGACUAUUAGACCCGAUGAUUGGUGGAAGAUAUUUGGUUAUGAUGCGCUAACUUUGCAAAAGUUGGCAAUAAGAAUUCUUAGUCAAACAUCUUCUUUGUCUGGACGUGAAUGCAAUUGGAGUGUGUUUGAGCGUAUACAUAGUAAAAAGAGAAAUAGAUUAGAACAUCAAAGGCUCAAUGACUUGGUAUAUGUUCAUUACAAUUUGCGUUUGCAAAAUAGGUCUAAAGUUGACAAAAAAUCUUAUGACCCUGUUGAUUAUGAAUCAAUCAACGAAACUAAGUUUUGGAUAUUAGAAGAAGAGGAAGAAGGCGAACUUGACAUUGAUGAGCUAGAGGGUAUGACUGAAGAACAUCCAAAAAAUGAUGAAAACAAUGAAGAUGCUGAAUUUAUGGUACUUGAUGAAGACAAUGAAGAUGGCAAAGGUGGUGCUUCACUAGAAGAAGAUGAAAAUAAUGAAGAAGAUUGGUUGCAAUAUCCAUUAUGA
Diospyros lotus (date-plum) is the source of this 1074-nucleotide messenger RNA. RefSeq lists its product as uncharacterized. The record is from RefSeq and is a predicted model, not a curated record. Lineage: Eukaryota; Viridiplantae; Streptophyta; Magnoliopsida; Ericales; Ebenaceae. The transcript has 3 exons. The coding region runs from base 1 to 1074 and encodes 357 amino acids. Gene Ontology annotation, molecular function: protein dimerization activity.